AUGGUAUUGGCUUUCCGAAUUUUCCACACCCUUCUGGGCUGGAGGAAGAAAUUUGAACGAGCGUUCGCUACAGAAAUAAGGGUUCAGGGUGACUUUCCAUUUAGGAGCCCUAUAGUCCCCAACAUGUGGACCUGGUUUUGGUUGAUUAUGACAGUAGGCUAUGUACCCCAGAGUUCAUCUAUCCAGAGCGAGUACCAGCUAAAUUUCCACAUCAUUAACUGGAACCUCAGCAACCCAGACCCCAUGUCCUUAGAGUACACUGCCCUGCUGAAGGACAUCCAGGACAAGGUCACAAAACUGUACAGAGGCAGCCAGCUACAAGACAUAUUCCACUCCUGCCUGGUCACCAACCUGAUGCUGGAUCCCAUGUCGGUCAGCAUCAAGGUACUGUUCUCCUCCAAACUGGACUCCAGCGUGAUGAAGCAAGUGUUUCUAGACAAGACCCUUAAUGCCUCAUCCCACUGGCUGGGUGCCACCUACCAGUUGACAGAUGUGCAUGUGACAGAAGUGGAGCCAUCAAUUCAUAUACCAACAGACCAACCAACAAUCAGUCCCAGCUUCCAGAACUUCCAGCUGAAUUUCACUGUCACCAACUUAAUCUAUUCCCAGGACAUAGCCCCAGGCACCCCCAAACACCAGCGGAACAAGAGAAAUAUUAAGGAUGCGCUCAACCAGCUCUUCCGAAACAGCAGCAUCAAGAGUUAUUUUUCUGACUGUCAAGUUUCAGCAUUCAGGUCUGAGCCCCGCAGCAACCACACUGGGGUAGAUGCUCAGUGUAACUUCUCACCAUUGGCUCAGAGACUGGACAGAGUUGCCAUCUAUGAGGAAUUUCUGCGGCUGACCAAGAACGGUACCCAGCUGCAGAAUUUUAUCCUGGACAGGAAUAGUGUCCUUGUGGAUGGGUAUUCUCCCAAUAGAAAUGCUGUCUUGACUGAGAAUUCGGACCUCCCCUUCUGGGCCAUCAUCCUCAUCUGCCUGGCAGGACUCCUGGUGCUCAUCACGUGCCUGAUGUGCUGUUUCCUGGUCACUGUCUCCAGGCAGAAGGAGGAGGAAGACUGUGAGGCUCAGCAACAACGCCUGGGCUAUUAUUACCUGGGACCUGAGGAAGCUGCAGUGACAUCUGCUUGAGUCCCCUUUUCCCAGUCAGGUUCCAAAGGAGCUUGGCCGGAACAGAAAUAAACCACAUUGGUCAGUCA
Molecule: messenger RNA, 1196 nt
Organism: Aethalodelphis obliquidens (Pacific white-sided dolphin)
Lineage: Eukaryota; Metazoa; Chordata; Mammalia; Artiodactyla; Delphinidae
Product: mucin-16-like
Exons: 11
Coding region: 1-1128 (375 amino acids)
Source: RefSeq, a predicted model, not a curated record